GGUAAAAAGAAAAUAAAAAAGAACCUUUGAUCUCUCUCUCUCUCUCUCUCUCUCUCAAAAAAUUGAAACUCCAUAUACCGUCGUUUUUUCCGAUCACCUACUUCAGCUGUUCUUUGUGAAUGCCAUAACUGUUUACGUUUUGAAUUUGAUUUAUUGCUGCUGCGGAGGUCCCAAUCUGCUCACAAGCAUCUCAUUUUCGUUUCUAGGGCAAGGUAAAACCAAGGGCGGGAUGCACUGUGUUUUGAAUGAGUAGAUCGUGCCGACGGCAGAUGAAGUCGUGAAAUUUGUUUAUUAUAUGUAUUAAGUGGAAGCUGAACAUCACAAUUUUUUUGUGUUGCUGAUAGUUUCUACUGUAAUUUCUUAAACUGCGUGUAUUCUACCUAAAUGUAUUUUUUUCUUAUUUCGAUUAUGGAUGAGAAGGAUGGGAAUCACGUAGUUGUUGUAUUAGUUCUGUGUUAACUAAAAUUAAUUAGUUCGAUAAGCACCUUAAAUUUCUCUGGCGCUGUGUAGAAAUGAAUGGUUUGUCUUUAUUUUAUUUCUAUUUUACCAUUUUUAUUUUAUAGUCAUGGGGACGUAGUUAGGACUUUGAGAGGCGUGCUUCCUUGAUAUGGUGACUUCUAAAUUUCAGGUUGGAGAAUAUGAAUACUCAACUUGUGGAGAUUCAGCCUCGGGAACUUAAGUUCAUAUGUGAGGUGAAGAAACAGAGCUCAUGUGCUGUUCACCUUCUGAAUGCCACUGAUCAGUAUGUAGCUUUCAAGGUGAAAACUACAUCGCCAAAGAAGUACUGCGUUAGGCCUAAUAUUGGUAUAAUCAAGCCAAAGGCGAAUUAUGAUUUCACAGUUACCAUGCAAGCCCAGAAAUCUGUCCCCUCAGACAUGCAGUGCAAAGAUAAAUUUCUGAUUCAGAGCACUGUGGUACCAUAUGGCACAAGUGAAGAAGAGAUUACAUCUAGCAUGUUUGCUAAAGAUAGUCAAAAGUACAUUGAAGAGACCAAGCUCAGGGUUUUUCUUACAAGUGCACCGAGUUCUCCUGUAAAGCCACCAGCUACUGUAAUUUCAAAGCAAGAGCCAUCUAAUGAGAUUUUGAUGUCAAAACACUAUUCACCUGAUUUGAUGCCCGUUAAUGGAGUUAUCAAGCAAGAAACACAUUAUGAGACUCCAAUUCCUCAAGAACACCAGUCACCUGUUUUGCUGCCUGUUAAUGGAGUUAACAAUCAAGAACUGCAUAAUGAACCUCCAAUUCUGAAAGAUACUUUGCAGAAUGGAUUUGAGGACUCCCUUCCUUCUGACCUGCUGCCGAUUAAGCCAGUGGAGGCAGUCAAAUUUGUUAAAAACAUGGAAGAGUCUAGAUCGGUAAAGGUCAUGGACAGUGAGAAUUCUGUUCCUGCCAAGGAUGAUAACUCGAAGCAAGUGCAAGAUCUAGAGGAGGUGAAAUUGAAGCUAAUAAAAGAAAUAGAAGAGUUGAGAUCAAAAAUUAGCGCUAUGGACUCGAAGCUGGUUGAGGCAGAGUACACUAUCGAGAAGCUAAAAAUAGAACAGAGAAACACCAACCGUGAAAAGGAAACUUUGAAGGAAGAUCUGGCAAUGUCGAGUUCAAAGAGUGGCGUGAGAAAAGUCCAAGUUGGGUUCCCUCCGCUGUUCGUCUGCAUGGUCGCUCUCAUCAGUUUGAUUAUCGGGAAUAUGUUACGAGCCUAGUGCAGAUAAUGACUCGGGAUUUUGUGUUAACAAUAGGACAGAUCUAGUGGCUGGUUUUAACAAGCCAUCCGCAUGUACUAUGCUUGUUGAUAGUUUCAGAUGAAAGCUCUGAUGGAUCCUAUGAGUGUAAAAAGAACUGAUUAUAUCAAAUAAAAAGAAAUAUUGGAGUCUUUGUAGGAA
Messenger RNA from Salvia miltiorrhiza (redroot sage), 1874 nucleotides. RefSeq names its product vesicle-associated protein 2-2. Gene Ontology annotation, cellular component: plasma membrane; endoplasmic reticulum membrane. The record is from RefSeq and is a predicted model, not a curated record. Bases 639 to 1694 code for a protein of 351 amino acids. NCBI's taxonomy places the organism in Eukaryota, Viridiplantae, Streptophyta, Magnoliopsida, Lamiales, Lamiaceae. The transcript has 9 exons. Gene Ontology annotation, biological process: endoplasmic reticulum membrane organization.